This is a messenger RNA of Pteropus alecto (black flying fox), 735 nucleotides long. It is a transcript of the gene HS3ST4, whose product is annotated as heparan sulfate-glucosamine 3-sulfotransferase 4. The coding region runs from base 1 to 735 and encodes 244 amino acids. The transcript has 2 exons. The record is from RefSeq and is a predicted model, not a curated record. NCBI's taxonomy places the organism in Eukaryota, Metazoa, Chordata, Mammalia, Chiroptera, Pteropodidae. Gene Ontology annotation, molecular function: [heparan sulfate]-glucosamine 3-sulfotransferase activity.
AUGACACAGGCCACUCUGAAGGUGUAUGUGGAUGGAGAGGUGGCUUUGGAGGAGCAGCCUUGGGAAGGGAAGCAAGGGGACCUGGUCCCAGUGCAGGGAAGUGUGAUGCCCAAGACUCUGGAUGGGCAGAUAACCAUGGAGAAGACGCCGAGCUACUUCGUGACCGGCGAGGCCCCGAAGCGCAUCCACUCCAUGGCCAAGGACACCAGGCUGAUCGUCGUGGUGCGGAACCCCGUGACCCGCGCCAUCUCCGACUACACGCAGACGCUGUCCAAGAAGCCCGAGAUCCCCACCUUCGAGGUGCUGGCCUUCAAGAACCGGACGCUGGGGCUGAUCGACGCAUCCUGGAGCGCCAUCCGCAUCGGGCUGUACGCGCUGCACCUGGAGAGCUGGCUGCGCUACUUCCCGCUGGCCCAGAUCCACUUCGUGAGCGGCGAGCGGCUCAUCGUGGACCCCGCCGGCGAGAUGGCCGCGGUACAGGACUUCCUCGGCCUCACGCGCCUCGUGACCGAGAAGCACUUCUACUUCAACAAGACCAAGGGGUUCCCCUGCCUCAAGAAGCCGGAAGACAGCAGCGCCCCGAGGUGCCUGGGCAAGAGCAAGGGUCGGACUCACCCGCGCAUCGACCCGGACGUGAUCCGGAGGCUGCGCAAGUUCUACAAGCCUUUCAACACCAUGUUCUACCAGAUGACUGGCCAGGACUUCCAGUGGGAGCAGGAAGAGGGUGACAAGUGA